Molecule: messenger RNA, 1788 nt
Organism: Drosophila suzukii
Lineage: Eukaryota; Metazoa; Arthropoda; Insecta; Diptera; Drosophilidae
Source: RefSeq, a predicted model, not a curated record
UAAUUAUUGUUUCAGUAUCGUUUCAGCCAUGAGGUUAGUUGUUAGAUUUUUUACUGUUUUGGUGGCAAUAAUUUUUCCGAAUUGGGUCUGCACUACGAAGAUGGACAAUUAUUUCGACCUCGAUUGGCAACUCAUGACAGAAUUGAAAAGCUAUUCUGAGGACCUGCAAAACCAUAUAAGUGUGUUAAAUCGCUAUAUAGAUGAUAGAAAAUCUGAACUAGCUAAAGUGGGAAACGAUCGUGAAAAAUAUUUGGGCAACCCUAUUAACAGCUACUCUUUAUUGCACCACUUGCACUUUGAUUGGCCAAUUUGGAGAAAACUAAUGGUGAGGCCUUUGGCUACAGAGCAAGUCGGUGAGAUGCGAGAGUUGCUUUCCAAGAUUCCAACGAAAGGUGAAUACAUGGAUUCGAUCAAGGAAGCUAUAGAUUUUCAAAAACAGGAAGACGGAUAUGUGAAUUCUCACGAAGGAAUUUUAGGACAGGAAAGUGAAGUUUUAGAAGAAGGUGCACUGUUUAGUCCAAUGGAAUCCCUGGAAAUCGCUCAGUAUGCGUACGACCAAGAAAACUAUGAACAGGCAGAAGACUGGCUUAAUACUACUCUCAAUGGUUAUACAAAUCUCGAUCAUGAGGAAAGGGAAGUUUAUAAAGUUAUAGUCCCUGUUAGCGAGAGUCAGGUGCAGGACCUUUACGAAAAAGUGAAGGAAAUUAAUAGGAGUCUACGUUGUUAUGGCUUAAGUAUGACGAAUUUUUUUAGCGAUGAUAACAACUGUGUCCAUCAGUCUUCAGUUGAGAUCGUAAAUAUGAAGACUGUCCUGAUUUUAUCAGUCGGCUUGGCCUUCGCUUACAUAUCCCUUACUAAGUCCGAGACUCGUCCUGCUUUAACCAUUCUAAAGUUAAUACAUUUUCUACAGGUUAAUGUACAUUUGGUGGAGCACUUAGAUAAAUAUAUAGAAGCGUUGGAUACGAAAUUGAGAGUGAUCAACGAAGCUCUUGUCGACUUGGCGACAUAUCACAUUCAGUUUGAGAAUGACAAAUUGGGUAUUAUAUCUAGUCCAGUUGGCAGUUACUCCUUGAUACAUCAUAUGCAAUCGGAUUGGACUCACUGGCAGUUUUUCCUGCAGGAGGAUCCAGGAAGAGAUGAAAUUAAAUCCCUAAUAUCCAAAACAACGUAUCUACCCGAGGAACAGGAUAUAUCAGAAGUCUGUCAGGCCAUUUCCAGUAUUAUGAACGCUAAUGAUUUGCUUCCCAGAGACAUUGCAAGAGGUUUCUUCUUAGGAAAUCAAUACAAAAACUCGUUGUCUCCUCUCGAUUGCCUUCGGAUGGCAGAUUACAGUACAGAUAUUAAAGACUUUGAGAAGUCCAAGCAGUGGCUUCAGGUUGCUAUAUCCAUUCUAGAAAAUUCUAACCAUACAAAACCUCUUUUUCCACUUCCGCACUUGAAUACCGUUGACUUAUACCUAAAACUAGCAGAAGCUUAUGUGAGACAACGAAACUGGCAUACAGCUCUUGAAACUGUGGAAAUUGCUCUGAAGUUAAAUCCUCGAAAUGCAAAUCUGCUUAGAAUGCAAGAGCACUUAGGCUUUCAGAUUCUGCUUGAUCCGCCCUCUUCUACGGAUUUCAAUAAUGGAAAUAACAAACAAGGGUUUCAAAGAAGCAAAAGCCUUUAUUGUUUUUAUCACGCUAGGAGCGGAUCUGCAAACCCUUUUCUCGCCCCGAACAAAGCAGAAAUUAUCUUCAUUGAUCCAUUGUCUGUAAUUUACCACGAUUAAUGGUCAUCAAUAGUCUAAAA